AUGUUUCUCUUGAGACAAAACCUGUCAAAGCAGCAUGCGGGCGGCGAUGUGGCACCGAGGAUCACCGGGCGGAGGUCUAACUUGGAAGACUCAAGAAGGCCGACGCGACGGAAGGCCAGCUGCGUGGAGAAUUUAUCAUCGGUGGAGCGGAUUCGCAAACACACAAGCAGACACUUGGGCUGCAGCACCCUGAAUCUGGCCAUGAAGGGUCUGGAGCAAACGCCGGCUGAGCUGUGGGAACUCCAGGAACUUCAGAAGCUCAACUUGUCUCUGAACGUCUUGUCGGCUCUUCCAUCGGGUCUGGGAGCCCUGGAGAACCUCCAGGUGCUUAAUGUGUGGGGAAACGAACUGGUCAGCCUGCCGCCGGAGAUCGGGAACCUGCGGAACCUGCGAGUGCUGUUCGCGCACAAGAACCAUCUGAAGGAGGUUCCCGAAGAGCUGGCCGGCUGCGCUAACCUGGAGGUCUUGAGUCUGGCCAAUAAUCAACUCACGGCUCUUCCCAACAGCUUAUCCAACCUGAGGAAACUCACCAAACUCAACCUCGGCCACAACCGGAUCGAGCACAUCCCCGCCUGCGUCUACGCCAUGAAGAGCCUAGUCUUCUUGCACCUGGCCAACAACCGUCUGGAGAACAUCGCCGACAAGAUCCAGGAGCUGGUCGAGCUAAAGAUCCUCAUAGUAGAGCAGAACGAUCUGCAUGUUCUUCCCAGAACUCUGUGCUGUCUGAACAGACUGGAACUGUUGAACGUGGACUUCAACGAUCUGCAGAGCGUUCCUGAAGAGAUGUACAUGCUGAAGAAUCUGAAGAAGCUCGCCUGUCAUCCGCUUGAUACGGGACUGCAUAUUAUACACAACCCGCUGGUGAAACCUAUCAUGAGGUUCUACAGGGAGGCUUGA
Messenger RNA from Triplophysa dalaica, 897 nucleotides. RefSeq names its product leucine-rich repeat-containing protein 30. The record is from RefSeq and is a predicted model, not a curated record. NCBI's taxonomy places the organism in Eukaryota, Metazoa, Chordata, Actinopteri, Cypriniformes, Nemacheilidae. Gene Ontology annotation, molecular function: protein binding. The transcript has a single exon. The coding region runs from base 1 to 897 and encodes 298 amino acids.